Messenger RNA from Boeremia exigua, 387 nucleotides. Its product is annotated as Mss4-like protein. Bases 1 to 387 code for a protein of 128 amino acids. Gene Ontology annotation, molecular function: carbon-sulfur lyase activity. The record is from RefSeq and is a predicted model, not a curated record. Lineage: Eukaryota; Fungi; Ascomycota; Dothideomycetes; Pleosporales; Didymellaceae. The transcript is spliced from 3 exons.
AUGCUCGAAGGCCGUUGUAACUGCGCCAGUAUCAAGGUCUCUAUCCCGGAAUUGCCCAAGAACUCGGCUAUUUGCUACUGUGCGAAUUGCCGCCGACAAGGAUCAGGCCCAGGGUCGAUUCUCUAUGUGUUUGACAAAUUGCAGGUAAAGAUCGAUGAUCCCAAGGGCGCGCUUAAGAACUACAAAGACAGCGAUACGACGUCUGGAAACACGAUCACUCGCCAGUUUUGUGGCAAUUGUGGAAGCCCAGUUGCAUCUCUGCUAUCUGAUGAUUCGCCACAAAUUUUUGUGAAGGGUGGACUGUUUAGUCACUGUCCCCAUCCGAAGCCGAACUAUACAGCUUUCCCACAAGACAAGCCUGAGUGGCUCGAAAUUGCCAAGAUGUAA